Molecule: messenger RNA, 1316 nt
Organism: Paramuricea clavata
Lineage: Eukaryota; Metazoa; Cnidaria; Anthozoa; Malacalcyonacea; Plexauridae
Source: the annotation of a GenBank genome assembly
AUGGCGGCAAGACGUAAAAUAUACGAUCUAAAGCCCGAACAACUCGGAUUCCAAGCACAGGAACAGCAUGGCCGAAUGAACAUCUACGAACAUUUAACACCUCGCCUUCAGAUACUUCUCUUUGAGGCUAAAAAAGUGCAAAAUCGUUACGGAUUUAAGUACUGCUGGGCUAAGAACAACUACAUUUGUCUUCGAAAAUCUGAUGAGUCCAGUGUAGUAAGAAUGAAGACACUUGAGGACCUGGCUAAGCUGACAACGGUUGAAGAUGCAAAAUGAUCUGUACAUUAAGAUAAGUAGAAUAAUACACUAAAAAUAUAUUGUGUGAUAACAAUGGGGAGCAAACAUGACGAAAAAGUAAACAAAGCUAUGUUUCGCGAACUGCCCUAUAACGGUGUUAAUAUUUUUGCUAGCCACGGACAAUUUAAUAACAGUCUUUCUCCAAAUCAUAUCGCUAAAAACUAUUUAGAUAAGCUUACUAGUAUAUAUGAUCUGGACCUAUUUAAUCUGAAUACAAAUCCUAAUUCGGCUAUAAACCCCGAUCACAAUAUUAUCAGUAACCAUAUUCAUAGUAGGUAUUAUUCACCCAAUAUAGCUUUCAAAAAAUUGACAAAGCUCCAAAUAGUUUAUAUAAUAACCGAUUCACAUUCUUUCAUAAUAAUGUAUGUAGCUUGAGGAAAAACCUUGAUCAUCUGCAAACCCAUAUAUUGGAUGAACUUGGCUUCUCUUUUAGUAUUAUAGGUAUAACUGAAACUCGCAUAACAGAUGCUACUAUUGAUAACUUCAAUUACAAUAUUCCUGAGUACUCGUUUGAAUUUGUUCCAACGCCUCUUGCUGCAGGAGGAGUCGGAAUGUAUAUCAACAAUGAGCUUAGAUAUUUUAUUAUUGAAAAAACCGCGAACAAGGACUUUCAAGCUCUAUGGAUUGAAAUUCUUAUGCCAAAUAGGAAGAAUAUUAUUUGUGGUGUACUAUAUAGGCAACAUAGUUCACCAGAAUGUUUCCUAAAUUAUUUUGAAGAAAAACUCGAAUAUUUCACUUCUCUGGGCAAAACUGUUGUUGUCAUGGGCGAUUUUAACAUAGAUUUGCUUAAAAUUGAUAGCUGUAAUUAUGCGCAUAAUUUUUUAUUGACUUUACAAAGUUGUUCAAUGACCCCUAGCAUUGAUAAACCAACCCGUGUCCACAGGGACUCUGCCACGCUAAUUGAUAACAUUUUCAUUAAUAUUCCGGAUAAAAUAUUAACGAGCGGUAAUGUCGUAUCGGACGUAAGUGAUCAUUUUUCUCAAUUCUGUAUUAUAGAUUUAAUUUCAGCUAAGAACAAC